AGCAACGAAGCAGCGCGACGGCCGGCCACGCGCGACGGCCGGGUCGGUCGCGCGAGUCGGCGGGCGCAUGGCCGGGUGAAGGCGAGCCAUGGUGAGGUGGCUUCCAUGGGCGCUCGCCGCGACUUCCCGCGGCGUGGCCGUGCGUGUGUCGAAACACCCGGUGGCGCUGGUCACUGAUCUGCUGCAGCAGCUGCAGGGCAAGGUGGAGAAGCAGGGCGAGGACGAAGCCACGCUUUGGGAUCAGCUGCAAUGCAACUGCCGGGACACGGCCAAGUCGCUGCAGCAGAGCAUCGAGGAGGAACAGUCCAGGCUCCCAAUGCUGAGGAGCGAGAUCACGGGUUUGGUGGCCCAGAAAGCGCGGCUCCUGGCGGAGAAGGAGAGGGCGGCCACAGAUCUUACGGAGGCACGCGAGGCGCUCACAUCCUCCGCCCAGCUCAGGAAAAAAGAGGCCGCCGCAUACGCGAAAGCCAAGGCCGAGACUGCCCAGAACCUGGAGGCCAUCGGGCAGGCCAUUGGUGCGCUGGAGAAGGGCCUGGCAGGGAGCUUCCUGCAGUCCCAGUCCGCGGACCUGGUGCGGCAGGCGGUGGCCUCCGCAAACCUCAGGGACUCGGACCGUGACGCGCUGUCGCGGGUCUUCAGUGGGGAGACUCUCCCGGAGAGUAGCAGCGCUGUGGUGGGAAUGCUACAGAGCAUGCGGGAUGCCAUGGAAGAGGAGCAAGGCGCCUCCGAGGCGAAGGAGACGGAGGCGAAGGAGGCCUUCGAGGGGAUGGCCACGGCCAAGCGGAGUCAGGUGGCCACCCUUGCAGCGGAGCUGGAAGCUAAGAUCACCAGGAUCGGCGAGAUGAGCGUAGACAUGGUGAACAAGCAGGAGGCCAUCGAUGACAGCAGCAAGAAGCUGCAGGAAGAUACCAAACUCCUGGCCGACAGCAAAGAGACCUGCCAGCAACAGGAGCAGGACUGGCAGUUGCGCACAGAGACGCGGAAUGAAGAGCUGCAAGCCAUCCAGGAGACGCUGAAGAUCCUAACCGAAGAGGCCGCCGGAGCCUUCCAGACAGCGCCUUCCUUCCUGCAGGUGGCCUCAGGAGAGCAGGGAAGCUCGUUGUUGGCCGCGGCGGCGGGCAUGCUGGAAGGCAGCGCCUCACCCAGCGUGGCGCUGCUGGCCAUGGCAUUGCGCUCGGGCAAGAUCGAUUUCAAGAAGGUCCAGGAUCGAGUGUCAGAUAUGAUCGAGGUGCUCAAGCGUGAGCAGCACGGGGAAGAUGAGAAGCUCAGCUGGUGCAAGGCAGAGAAGCGCGGCUCCGAGGGCAACCUGCAGACGCUGGAGCAAGCGGCCCAGGAUCUCGGGAAGAUCUUGGACGAGGUGAAGGCGGACAAAGAGCAAGCUGAGCAGGAGGUGGCCGGCCUGACCAAAAGCAUCCAGGACCUGGACGAGCAGAUGGACAAAAACACCCAGCAGCGCCAGAAAGAGAACGCGGAGUACAAGGAGGCCCUGGCAACCAACGACCGCGCCUCAGCGCUCCUGGAGCGCGCCAAGGAGAGGCUCCGGCGCUUCUACGAGUCCAAGGCGCCCAAGGCAUCUUUGCUGGCUCGGCGUCGCCUGCUGGAGCGGGUUCGUGCAGCCACGCGAACCAUUGCAGGCUUCGAGGUGGCCCACGAGAGCUCCCAGGCGGCCGAUCCGCAGGGCUUUGGCAGCUACCAGAAGCAGUCCGGGCAUGUGGUGAUUGAAAUGCUGGACCGCAUCGUCAAAGACUUGGCUGCAGAUCAAAAGGCCUUGGAGAAGCAGGAGAAGGACGCCCAGGCCUCCUACGUGCGAAGCAGCAAGGACGCCCAAGAGGCGCGGCAGGUGGCCACCCGCAGCCUCGCAGAGCAGUCGGGGGUGCGCGCAGGGCUGGCCAAGCGCUUGCAGGGCAUUGAGAUGAAGAAGCAGACCAAUGCGGAUGGCCAGGCCAACAUGAAGCAGUACUUGUUGGCCUUGAUGGGAGACUGCGAGAUUCUCAAGAGCCAUGAGGGGAGUAAGGAGGCCCGGCAGACGCAGAUCAGCCGCCUGGAGAGCGCCAAGGCUCUGCUGGCCAGGUAGUCCAAGGACAACCUUCCCGAGGCAAAAGGACUUUCCGGCGCAGAAA
Messenger RNA from Effrenium voratum, 2120 nucleotides. Lineage: Eukaryota; Dinophyceae; Suessiales; Symbiodiniaceae. The record is from the annotation of a GenBank genome assembly.